Messenger RNA from Agrilus planipennis (emerald ash borer), 882 nucleotides. It is a transcript of the gene Coq7, whose product is annotated as 5-demethoxyubiquinone hydroxylase, mitochondrial. NCBI's taxonomy places the organism in Eukaryota, Metazoa, Arthropoda, Insecta, Coleoptera, Buprestidae. Bases 231 to 821 code for a protein of 196 amino acids. Gene Ontology annotation, biological process: ubiquinone biosynthetic process; regulation of reactive oxygen species metabolic process; regulation of gene expression. The transcript has 4 exons. Gene Ontology annotation, molecular function: 3-demethoxyubiquinol 3-hydroxylase activity. Gene Ontology annotation, cellular component: nucleus; mitochondrial inner membrane. The record is from RefSeq and is a predicted model, not a curated record.
GUAGUACUUUUUUUUACCUCAACUUCUGUUAAUUUCUAUGAUUGACCAAAAUCUGAAAAAGAAUGUCACACCUUCACGACUAAAAACAAACUCAAUAUAGAAAAGAUUAUCAAAUUACCAGCACUAUGAGGUAAACGAAAAUUCCAAUUCGUUUCAAUGCAAGAAAGAAACAACGUAUUGUAGGUUAGUUUAAUCAAAUUUGUUUGGUUCUUUUUGGGUCACAAUUAAGAAUGAUAAGAACAACUAUUUCAAGAGAUACAGUGUUUAGCACUCGAAAAUUUUUGCUGUCGAGAUGUUACACUUCAAAAGUCGAAAUUGAUUCUAUAAUCAGGGUAGACCACGCCGGUGAGUUGGGUGCGGAUAGGAUAUAUGCUGGACAAAUGUUUAUACUCGGAAACAGUGACAAAGGUCCCUUAAUUCAGCAUAUGUGGGACCAAGAAAAGCAUCACAGAGAAACUUUUGAAAAUCUUAUUCGCAAACAUCGCGUUAGACCUACUGCUCUAACACCUAUUUGGAAUGUUGCGGGCUUUGUUCUUGGUGCAGGUUCUGCCUUAUUAGGAGACAAAGCAGCGAUGGCAUGUACGGUAGCCGUGGAGGAUGUAAUUGUUGAACAUUACAAUGAUCAGUUAAGAACAUUGAUGGAAGAUCCUGAUACAAAUAAAGAAUUACUCGAAACUAUAACAAAGUUCCGCAAUGAAGAGCAAGAACAUCACGAUACUGGUUUAGAUCAUGGGGCUGAACAAGCUCCAUUUUAUAGAGCUCUUUCUGCAUUAAUUAAAUUUGGUUGUAAAGCUGCAAUUUCUGUUUCCAAAGUAGUUUGAAUUAAAAUUGAUGAAAUUAUAAAUACCUAAAUGCAUAUGUAUAUACUUUUAUGUUCAAUAA